Messenger RNA from Symbiodinium pilosum, 1100 nucleotides. NCBI's taxonomy places the organism in Eukaryota, Dinophyceae, Suessiales, Symbiodiniaceae. The record is from the annotation of a GenBank genome assembly.
AUGGCAUGGAGGAGCCAGUCUGGAAAGAGUGCUGGACACAAAGGAGAUGGAGGCUCAGCAAAAGGAUCUGGCAAAUGGCAAUAUUGGCAGGGUGCCUGGUCGCCUUCACAGCACCAGAAGGGAGCGCCCUGGCGGAGAACACAAGGCAAAGGCCAGGACACGAAGGCGGCUCUCAGCUUUCCUGGUUACGAUACAGCGCAGAAGGACGAGAAACACAUCUCCGAGAUCGCGACUGUGAAGGAGAAGGAAGGAGAUGGCUAUGCCUCUGCCCUUCAACGUGCCAUCAACCAGGUCAGGAAGGCCGAGGCGCGUACUCGCAAGGCUAUGGCAGACAAGAGGGCAAGGGCCAUCCAAUGGACCAAUUGGGUUGCCGAACUCAAGAAGACAUUUGCCAAGGAGAAGAGUCGUUACCAGGCUGCAGUUUCUCGGUUGGAGCGAGAAUUGGAGGAGGCCUUUUUGGAGCAAGAAGGUGCUCGUGCUGGACUGCGGCGGGUGGCAGCCAGUAUGGAGGUCGAGUCUGGCCAUGGCAAUGGCCUGUCAGAGACAGUGGACGCAGGCUCGGAGAUGGCUGCGACGCCACCGCCGAGGAAGCUUCCAGCAUACAGCCUGGAGGUCAGUACGCCCCUACAGGGAGCCAAGGCACGACCGCCCAGGGAGGCGCAGCAACCUCGUGUCGGCGAUGCUAUGGUGUCACCUGGUCAAACUCCGGCAGACACAGAUCCUUACAUGGCCUCGCCAUCGGCCGCGACCAGGCGUUCGAGCCCUUCGACAGGUGGUCGGAAGAAGCUUGCUACUCCAGAUGGUGCAUGCCGCGAGGGGGUCAAAGCUGCCGUACGCCCAGUGGCCCCGAAGCAUGCGAUCAGCUCGUCUCAGUCUCUUGCGGACAAGCUCGAGGCCAAGCGCAAGGCCUUGGUGGAGGGCGGCGCGCUUGGCUGUUCAGCCACGGUGCCUCCUCCGACAACAGGAGUAGGGCCUGGUUUGGGACAGCCCCAGCAUCACAUCUUGUACGACGAUGGCGAGGAGAAGGAGUUCUCAGAUACUUCCGACUUGGAAGCCUGGUACAACGACAAGUUUGGAGAUCCGGGUCUUCAGGCCUUGGA